ACCGGGCCCACCCCCUGGAGGGGGGUCCUGAAGGAAGGCGGACGCAGCCAAUGGGCGUACCCGAAGCGGCCGUCCCUCCCUCCCCGCCCGCCAGUGAGGGCGCGGUGGGCAGGGCCUGUCAGGCCAGGCCGCGCCGCCGCGACAGUCGCCUCAGCCUCCUCACCAGCGCUAAAUCCGGGACUGGACCGAGCGGAGUUGCGCGUGUUGCCGAAGUGGGGUGGGCCGGGGGCGGGGAGGUUCGUUCCGCGGAGCCGCAGCCAGAACCGGGACCGGAAAUCACCUUCAAGCCAUUCUGGUGAAAGUGUCAUAAAUUAAGAAGGAAAACAUAUCCUUUGUUCUUUGGCAUGGAUAAAUGUUCAGUGGGAGGAUUAGACUUGACUGAACAGACUCCUGUUUUAUUAGGGAGUAAAGCCAUGACAGCUAGUCUCAUGGACAUAGGAAACUCAUUUGGUGACCCAGCUAGCCCUUUAAUUAAUAGAUCUAGAAACUCAUCAGUGGAAGAUGAUGAUGAUGUUGUAUUUAUUGAAUCUAUACAGCCUCCUUCAACUUCUGCUCCAGUAAUAGCUGUUCAAAGAAAUUUUACAUUUGCUUCAUCAAGAAAUGAAAAGCUACAAGGAAAUUACUCCAUAAUUCUUCCCUCCUCAAGAGAUCUGGCUUCUCAGAAGGGAAGUCUAAGCGAGACAAUUGUCAUUGAUGAUGAAGAGGACGUGGAAACAAAUGGAAGAGAAAAGAGAAAUUCUUCCAGUUUUAUCGAAUGGGGACUUCCCAGAGCUAAAAACAGAACCAAAGAUUUGGAUUUCUCCUCCUCGAGUCUUUCAAGAAGUAAGACCAAGACUGCAGUAGGACCUUUUAAUCCUGGUAGAGUGAAUGUGGCAGGAGAUGAAUUUCAGAAUGGAGAAUUUGCGACUCAUCAUAGUCCUGGUUGGGCACAGCUGAAGAGCAUCUGAGUGUAUCAGAACAUUAUCCAGACUGAAGCACAGAGAACUGAAAGGAGGGAAACAGAAAAAGAUGUAAGAGACUUAACUGCACUUGAUGAAAAGGAUAUGUAAUUAAUGUCCCAGACAGAAGAGGUACAAUUGAGAAUUUCCUAAAAUAGAGAAGAAACACUAAUGUAUGAAUUCAAGAACCUUUACAAAUCCCAAGCAGGAUAAAUACCUAAGAAACCAUUAGGAGACGUGCAGAACUCACAGUCACAGAUGGGAAGCAAUACAAGUGUCCGCAGCAGCAGUAUUAGCCACACUGUGGAACACCCCUGUGGAAAGGAGCAAACAACCACAGCAGUGUGAUGAAGCUUACAGGCAAGAUGCUGAGUCAAGGACACGAGAGAAGAGGGUACAUUGCGCGUGAUUUCAUACACGAAGUACAAAAUAAGACAAACUAAUCUUUGAAGUCGGAAUAGGGAUGGCUUGUGGGAAGGAGGGAAGUAACUUGAGUGGAAGAGACAUCAGGAAGACUUCUAGGACGUGGAAGUUUGCUGUUUGUUUAUCUGUGUGAUGGUCGUACAAGUACGUACUCAUCGUAAAAGUCUCCAUUGAUCUCUGCACUUAAGAUGUGUAAACUUUUAUGUGUAUGCAUUGUUCUGUAAUAACUAAAAAAAAAACCCUACUGAGACACUGAAAUAACUUCUCACUAGCAGACCAACGCUAAAGAAAUACUAAAAGGUUUAGAUGCAGGAAGAAAUGAAGAACAUUUAAAACUCAAAUAGCGGUUAUGGUCCUUACUGGACUUUGGUGUAAAUCACCUCUAACUUCUAGGUCUUAAUUUUCCUUGCAUAUAAUGAGGGAUUUAGAUUAAAUAGUCUGCUAGGCCCCUUCUCUUAAAAUUUAUCCUCAGGAUAGAGCAUGGAAGAAUUUGAGAGUUCUUUACAUUUAACCUGGAGACACUAGUACCAAAAAUAAAAUAAGAAUUUGAUGAAAUAAGAAACUUUAAAAUUAGAAGAAAUUGAAUACUUGAAGUAUAAACAAAACAUUUGCUUUAUAUAUGUAUGUACAAAAGCUAAAGUGAAAAAAAUUUCAGAACCAAUUGAGCAGUAUUGUUGAUGUCUCACUGUACAUAAUUAUAUAUAAAUAUAUGGUAUUUAUCCAUGGAUAAGUUCGCAAAAUUUAAAAGCCCAAUAUUUUUGUAUUUAGGGUUCUUAUUUCUCCCAUAUUAGUGGUAGCAACAAAUCUUGUAAUAGUUAUCUUUUAUUUCUAUUACUUAUUAAAUCUAGUUUGUUAUCCAGUAUGAUAUGCAGUGAAGUUUGGUCCCAGAAUGCAUCCUGUUUAUAAAUAAUAUUUGUUUUCUAAAGAAAUGGUUAAGAAGUAGGAAAAUUUAGCAAUAAAGAAAGUUCUGAGUACUUGGUAAUAAAAGACAGUUUUGGAAUCCAGUUCAUAUUCGCCAGCAAGUCAUCCUGUGGAAUGAAAGAACGAAAAGGAAAAAACAAGAUCAGAAACAGUGGGUGGGGAUUAGAAAUGAAAAGAGUUGUUAGUGUUGGUAGUAUUACGAGAGGCCUUGGAGCUGUGAUGCAUGGAGGGGCCGCAGGCCUUGGCUCAUGACAAAAGCUGUUGAAGAGAGAUGAUAGAAUAAUGUAGUAGUUCUGGGCCCUGUUUCUCAAAGAUUCACUGUUACCCAGAGUUAGUUAGAAAUGUAGGAUCUCAGCCCCUCCUCAGACCUACUGUUUUGUUGUUGUUGUUGUUGUUGUUGUUGUUGUUGUUUUGCCUUUCUGUGAGUUUAUUGUGGUUUUUUUAAUUAUUACUUUAAGAAAAUGACAUUCUGUGCUUUUUGGAUUUUAAAGGUAACCAUAUCCACUGUAGAAAUUUGGAAAGGUAAGAUCAUAAACAGUGCCCUCACCGUUACCACCAGCAGCACCUGAGGGUUUACGCCUCCAUUCGGCUUUGCACGUGCGUCUGUAACCCUGGACUCACGUGCACAUCACAACUGUGAUAAUGUGAUGUCCACAGCACAUGCUAGGAGACGUGCCUGACCCACACUGGCUGCUUCUACCUAGAAGGCAGCUCUCCCGAUGCAGUAAUUCCCUUGGGUUGUGUCAAGCUGUUCUGUCUCAGUCCAGCCACAAAUGAUCGUGACCAGGGGCAGUUUUAUUAACAUGAUUGAUAAAUUCUGAGUCAGGAUGGCUGCACCUAGUAAGGGAGGAUCAGACCUACUGAUUUAGAAUCACUAUUUAAACAAGGUCCCCAGGUGAUCUUAUGCAUGUUUAAGUCUGAGAGGCACUAUGACCUGCAUACGAUGUUGUUCCGUUUUGAAGCUAAUGGUAAUGUAUGAUGGAGGCCCUGUGUGAUCCACCACUUCUACUGAUGCCUAGGAGAGAUUUCAGAAGGCUAGGGAGUAAUUGUACAAAGAGUUGCUUUAAAAUGUUAUGUCUAAAUUAUAUUUAUUUCAAAGUAUUUUGGAGGGAAAUGUACUAAUGUCUAUAUAUUACUUAAAAUACAUAAAAAGAGUAGAUUGAAAGAUGUGAUAAAGUGAAAUAGUGUAGAAUCUACUUGGACAUACAGGUGUUCACUGUAAAAUUCUUUCAACGUCUCUAUAUGCUUUAAGUUUUUCAUAAUAAAAUGUUAGAGGGAAGCUGUUAUGAAAAUGGGUAUCAUAUAUCAUACUCUUCAGUUAUCUUUUAUUUGCAUAUUUGCUUUGUUUUGUAUUGUAGUCUUUCCUUUUAGAAAAAGUGGCUUAGGAAGUGCCCCGAGUACAAAAUGUAAUGCUUCAUCGUAUGCAUUAUCUCAUUUAGUCUUUUUUUUUCUUUCUUUAGGGUAAAAGUAGAUUUAUUCAGGGAGAUACACACUCCAUAGACAGAAUGCAGGCCAUCUCAAAAGGCAAGAGAGGGACAGAGAGAGUCAGCUUCAUUUAGUCUUCAUAACACUGAUAGGUUAGGUAUCUGCGCAGUUUGUAGCUGAGAAAACCGAGACCCAGUUUAAUUUACUU
Messenger RNA from Camelus dromedarius (Arabian camel), 3915 nucleotides. RefSeq names its product zinc finger MYM-type containing 5 (gene ZMYM5). Lineage: Eukaryota; Metazoa; Chordata; Mammalia; Artiodactyla; Camelidae. The coding region runs from base 345 to 947 and encodes 200 amino acids. The record is from RefSeq and is a predicted model, not a curated record. The transcript has 5 exons. Gene Ontology annotation, molecular function: zinc ion binding.